AUGAAGGCUUUCGUAUUCGCCCUUUUGUGUGUAGUCGCGGCCGUACAGGCUCGCAGCGCGGAUUUCGGAGGUCUAUAUCGCACUCCCGCGCAAGCCGGCGAAAACCCAUGGGUUGUACACUUGCGUGUUGCCAGUAUUCCUGGCCAGGGCUUACUUAGCAGCUGCGUUGGAUCUUUGAUUAGUGAAUCCUGGGUCCUUACUUCUGCUAGCUGCGUCGAAGGUCUUCGUUUCGUGUGGAUCCGCUAUGGCGCACUGAACCCCAUCACCCCUGAGCUCGUUACUGAGAGCUCGCAGUUCACCGUCAACGAAGACGGAAACCUCGCCCUUAUCAGCCUUAACCGAGUCACGGAGAUAAACGAGAACAUCGCUCCCAUCGCUCUCGCUGAUCACGAAGAUGUGCCAGCUUCUGGAAAGUUCUGCGGCUAUGGAGCUGAAAGUAAUGUUCUAAAGGACGAAGAGUUGAGCUGUUUCGAGCUCGCCAUGGAGACUGAUGAAGAUGGCAACAUUGUGGGCACUGGCGACGAACUUCCUUCACCGUACGACCUUGGAGCACCAAUCGUAAGCGACGGCGUUCAAGUGGGAGUCCUCAACAGCGUGAACGAAAAUGGCGCUGUAAUCGUGAAUCCAGCGAAGUACCGCGACUGGAUCGAAUCCGUGUCCGGAGUCCGCGUG
Messenger RNA from Brenthis ino (lesser marbled fritillary), 672 nucleotides. The record is from the annotation of a GenBank genome assembly. NCBI's taxonomy places the organism in Eukaryota, Metazoa, Arthropoda, Insecta, Lepidoptera, Nymphalidae.